AUGGCCGACGAAGACAAGGAGAAAGCAGAGAAGCUGGCCGCUGCCAAAAAACGCGUACCUGGCCGGCAUACGAAGAAGGGCAAGAAGGGCGGCAAGAAGAAAGACAAAGAGCAGGCUGAUACAUCGAACGCGGAAGCAGCUGAAGAUGAUGCGGGAGAGCAAGACGGAGAAACGACCGCGAUGGCCGCAGAUGAGAAGGAACCAGUGGUGUCUGAGGAGACGAAGGCCAAGGUCCAUCGCUCAGAGUCGAAUGCGCACUCAGAAGUCCAAGAACUUUACAAGAAGCAGGCUGCAAAAAUCGAGGAACUCGAAAAGGAGAACAAGUCGCUCAAAGACCAACACGACGAGCAUACGAAGAAGCUGGCCAAGACAGAAGAAGAGCUUGAGAGCCUGCGAGAGGGUAGUGGUGACGCUGCGGAACUCAAGUCCAAGGCGAAGGAGGCCCAGCGGCUGAGCACAGAACUGGCAUCUGUGCAGCGACAGCUCUCUCAGGCGCAACAAGCCGCAGGCAAAGGACCCACACGACGACAGUCUGGAACUUCGCCGGAUGUCAGUGAGCAGCUCGCGAGCAAGGACUCAACCAUUCAUUCUCUGGAGCUUGAUAUGAGCAACCUGCGCAACCAGAUCACCACUCUGCAAAACACACUCGCAGAACGAGACGUGGCUAUUCAGGAGGCCAACGAACGCACGACUGCCGCCGAGGCUGCUACAGAAGCUGCGAAGCAAGAGUUGGAGUCGCUCAAGCUUUCCAUUGCCAUUCCCUCAGACGAGACAGCGGCUGCCAAUGAGGAUCCCGAAGCCUUGACGAAGCGCGUCACCGUCCUCGAAUCCGACCUGCGGAGUGCGAAUUCAGAUCUUGAAGCAGCAGCCAAGCGAGCUAGAUCACUCGAGCAGAAGAUCGAGGCCUUGACCAAACUGCACAGGGAUAGCUUGAACACCUCGCAGAGCAAAGAUCGCGAGCUCACCGACCUACGUUCGCAGCUCAAGCGCCAGUCACGCCCAUCUCACGUUCGGGAUGCUUCAGAAUUCGAGCUGAACGAGGACGAGACUGAAGCUGGCGCUCUCCAGGCACGCAUUCGAGCUCUAGAAGCCGAGAACUUCGAUCUCAGACGUGGAGUAUGGCGAGAUCGAAGAGCAGAAUUGCAGCCGGGUAUGGAUGAUAAUAACUAUGAGGAUGUGGAUUUGAAUACACCACACAGCGCAGGUGGACACAGAGGCUCGCUGCCGAGACAAACAAGCACAUUUCAAGAUGUGAUCACGUCUGGUAUCAAUGCUUUCACGGGCAGGGAGCCAUCGAAAACCCCUUUCAGAGACAGAGCAAUGUCUAUGGGUCUUAUGAGCGAAGACGGAUUCGAUGAAGAGGCGUUCCGACUGGCACAAGAACAGGAGCAGAAGAAUCGUAUCGAAAGGAUCAAGGAGGUCAAGCGCGGGCUCGAGCAGUGGCGAGGAUGGCGCAUCGAUAUAGCGGACCUCAGACAGAAAGGCGCCGGACCCGGGAGAGAAGUCGGCCCCCGAAAAUGGUUCAAUCGUUCAACAUCGUAG
Molecule: messenger RNA, 1542 nt
Organism: Pseudocercospora fijiensis CIRAD86
Lineage: Eukaryota; Fungi; Ascomycota; Dothideomycetes; Mycosphaerellales; Mycosphaerellaceae
Exons: 4
Coding region: 1-1542 (513 amino acids)
Source: RefSeq, a predicted model, not a curated record